Messenger RNA from Syngnathus typhle (broad-nosed pipefish), 3316 nucleotides. RefSeq names its product solute carrier family 12 member 3 (gene slc12a3). The coding region runs from base 1 to 3063 and encodes 1020 amino acids. Gene Ontology annotation, biological process: potassium ion import across plasma membrane; chloride ion homeostasis; chloride transmembrane transport. The transcript is spliced from 26 exons. Gene Ontology annotation, cellular component: membrane. Gene Ontology annotation, molecular function: sodium:potassium:chloride symporter activity. The record is from RefSeq and is a predicted model, not a curated record. Lineage: Eukaryota; Metazoa; Chordata; Actinopteri; Syngnathiformes; Syngnathidae.
AUGGAGCUUCAAGUUAUCAGCGAUGGCGUUCAUCUGUCCGCAUACAGACCCAAAAUUGCACAAUCAGUGACCGAUGGCAAGACAGCAUCAGCAGAGUCUGAUUAUUGCAAUUUCUACGGGGACUGCAGUCCGAUUGUGUCCUGUGGAUCGGAUGUCCAAAGUCGCUAUGAGACCCUGGAUGCCCCGCCAAACUCGGACUUCUACGCCAACACUGAAGUUUGCGGACGACGGAAGCGCUUCAGGCCGUCUCUCUACCAGCUGUAUGCCAACCAUGAGGAUGACGCGCAACCUCCCAUGUAUGAGGAGACAACACCUGCAGGCAUGGAAGGAGACAGCUCAGAUGAAGAGGAGCAAAAAGAUCCAGUGCCUGAACCGACGCGAUUUGGCUGGUUUCAUGGAGUCAUGAUCCGUUGCAUGCUAAAUAUUUGGGGUGUGAUCUUGUACCUGAGGCUCCCUUGGAUUACCGCCCAAGCUGGCAUAGGUCUGACCUGGGUGAUCAUCCUGCUCUCCUCAUGUAUAACUGGCAUCACUGGUCUCUCCACAUCUGCUAUCGCUACCAACGGCAAAGUCAAAGGAGGUGGGACCUACUUUUUAAUCAGUCGUAGCCUUGGUCCGGAGCUUGGUGGGUCCAUUGGUCUGAUUUUUGCCUUUGCUAAUGCUGUGGCCGUUGCCAUGCACACUGUGGGCUUUGCUGAGACUGUUGUAGACCUCAUGCAUGAAAAUGGCGCUGUGAUGGUGAACCGAAUCAAUGACAUCCGCAUCAUUGGUGUCAUCACAGUCACAUGUCUUUUAGGAAUAUCAAUGGCUGGAAUGGCAUGGGAGUCAAAGGCCCAGGUUUUGUUUUUUCUGGUCAUCUUGGUGUCAUUUUCCAGUUACGUUGUUGGAACCAUAAUCCCUGCAUCACCGCAGAAACAGGCCAAAGGUUUUUUUAGCUAUAAAGCGGAGAUUUUUGCAAACAAUUUUGUGCCCGAUUGGCGGGGACCGGAGGGCAGCUUCUUUGGUAUGUUCUCGAUUUUCUUUCCUUCCGCAACUGGCAUUCUGGCAGGAGCUAACAUCUCUGGAGAUCUGAAGGAUCCAACAGUGGCUAUCCCCAGAGGAACACUAAUGGCUAUCUUCUGGACCACUUUGUCAUACCUCAUAAUCUCUGCAACCAUUGGUUCCUGUGUGGUUAGGGAUGCAUCUGGACUGUUAAAUGACACCUUGGCCUUCUCCUCAUCCAGCAACCAUUGUGUUGGUUUACCUUGUCACUAUGGCUGGGACUUUACCGACUGCAUCAAGAACAAAACAUGCAUCUUUGGCAUUAGCAAUUACUAUCAGUCAAUGAGCAUGGUGUCAGCCUUUGCUCCACUCAUCACUGCUGGUAUAUUUGGGGCGACACUCUCUUCUGCUUUGGCCUGCCUCGUGUCUGCACCCAAAGUGUUCCAGUGUCUAUGCAAGGACAAUCUCUACCCUCUGAUUGGCUUCUUUGGCAAAGGUUAUGGCAAAAAUGAUGAAGCACUCCGAAGCUACCUCUUGGCAUUCAUAAUUGCUGUCUGUUUCAUUCUCAUUGCCGAGUUGAACACGAUAGCUCCGAUCAUUUCCAACUUCUUUCUCUGCUCCUACUGUUUGAUCAACUUCAGCUGCUUCCAUGCCUCAAUCACCAACUCUCCUGGUUGGCGUCCAUCCUUCAGGUUCUACAAUAAGUGGCUGUCUCUGCUGUGUGCUGUGUGUUGUCUGGUUAUCAUGUUCUUAUUGACUUGGUGGGCAGCUCUCAUUGCCUUUGGUGUUGUCUUGCUCCUAUUAGGAUACACACUCUACAAGAAGCCUGCUGUGAACUGGGGCUCGUCGGUGCAGGCCAGCUCCUACAACAUUGCACUCAAUCAAUGUAUGGGACUUAACCAGGUGGAAGACCAUGUGAAGAACUACAGACCACAGUGUUUGGUGCUGACGGGACCUCCCAGCAGCCGGCCAGAUCUUGUGGAUCUCGUCAGCUGUUUCACAAAGAAUCUCAGUCUCAUGAUUUGUGGCCAUGUGGUCACUACUGAUCCCUCUGCACUUGUGAAAAGUGAAAGUCCUAUUUCCUGGUUGACCCAAAGAAAGGUGAAGUCAUUUUACAAAAGCGUGGUGGCUGCAGACCUACGAUCGGGGGUGAACAUGCUGCUACAGGGAACAGGUUUGGGUAGGAUGCGUCCCAAUGUCCUUCUGAUGGGUUUCAAGACAGACUGGCACAGUGACUCGCCACAGGCCACACACAGUUACGUGGGAAUAUUGCAGGAUGCGUUUGACCUUCAGUAUGGUGUGUGCGUCUUAAGAACAAGAGAGAGACUGGAUGUUUCUCACAUAUAUCAGUCACAUGCAAACCCAGGCUUUGAUGGAGACCUGAAAGGCAUUAACCCUUUAUAUGCCACUUCUGGAGUUAACAUCAUUUCAUCAGCUUCAUCCAUUGACACAGCGACUCAACCGAGUAGGCCUACAAUGUUUCAGAAAAAACAAGGAAAGAGGACAAUUGAUGUCUACUGGCUGUCUGAUGAUGGAGGUCUUACCUUGCUGCUCCCUUACCUCCUAACUCGGAGGAAGCGCUGGUCCAAAUGUAGAGUUCGAGUGUUUGUGGGAGGAGACAAUUCCAACAAGGAUGCGAGGAGAGAAGAGAUGAUGAAACUAAUCAAGAAGUUCCGUCUUGGAUUCCAUGAUGUAGAAGUGCUUCCUGACCUCUUUCAAAAACCCCAACCUGGAAACAUUCAUCAGUUUGAGGAUAUGGUGAGUUCAUUCAAGUUGGACACAAGCCCAAAAGGUGAACCUGAAUCCAGCUCAUCAAGAGUACAGGACGAGCCCUGGUGGAUCACAGAACAGGACUUGGAGAGGAACAGAACCAAGUCUUUCCGUCAGAUUCGUCUAAAUGAGAUUCUGCAGGAUUACUCCCGGGAAGCCGCACUGAUUGUUAUCACCAUGCCAGUGGGAAGGAGAGGAGUAUGCCCCAGUGUCCUGUACCUGGCAUGGCUGGAAUUCCUGUCACGUGACUUAAGCUCCCCUGUCUUGUUGGUCAGAGGCAACCAAGAAAACGUCCUCACCUUCUACUGCCAAUGAAUAGUCCUCUUUUUUUUUUUUUUGCAUAUAAAAUGAACAGCAAUUGAUCAUUUCUGACAAAUCGACAUCUUAAUGAAACAGUUAAUCUGAGUCACUAUGACUAAUAAUCACAACCAUAAAACCAUGUGUCAUUUGCUAACAGUAGUAGUGGCUUUUAUUUGGCAUAAAGGGUCUUGCCAAGGAACCAUUAUGGUUUGUUUUAAUUUACAAGCUAUGUAACAAGCCGUGUGUUAUGCAUUCAUCCUGUACUAUU